AUAUUGCCAAAAGCGGCGUAAAACCAUACUCACCCACUAACUUGACUGUUGUUUUUCACACAUAGGCUGGUCCCGACAUUGGCAGCAUCUUCCUCAAGUCGUCAAAGCGUGGGAGCAUCUACAUCGACGGCACCGACAUGAUGGCUAUCAUUGAGAUGCUGAACAGUCUCCCGCCCAUCUGGAGCGACAUGUCCGAACACGGGUCGCUCGGGACCUUCCUGGGCGGGACAACAGUCGCCAUCAAAGUCACAGCACAGGACCCAGAAGGAAAUUCUAUCCGGUAUGAGAAAGUAUCCGGUGCCUUUCCUCCGGGGGUUGUUUUGAACAAGGUCACAGGUGAAAUCUCUGGUGUUACACCUGAUAUAGAUGCGGUAUAUGAAUUUGGCAUCCGGGCAACUGACAAUCACGGGAAACACGCCGAUCAGACGUUUACCAUCCUCACACGCGAGAAGAACCAGUGCCGUGUUAUUCCAUGUAAGAAUGGAGGUUCCUGCAUUGAUGACAUCGACGACUACUCCUGCGACUGCCCCAGCGCCUACGGGGGCAAGAAUUGUCAGUUAGACUGUGUGAACAACGCCGUGGGUGUAGACGUCGGUCUGAUGCACAUUCCCGACGCCCAGAUGUCUGCCCACUACUCACACUCUGACUAUGCCGCUUGGAACGGUCGUCUCAAAGGUUCGGGCUGGGUCGGGGAGAAAGUAGUCAACUCGUGGCUGCAAAUUGACCUUGGCUCGGUGAUGGAGUGGUUCGCCGUAACGAUGCAAGGGGCCGUCAGCUCAUCCUUCUAUACCACAACCUACACCAUGGCGUACAGUGAGGACGGUGACAACUUCCAAGACGUCAAGGAUGCCGCCAGUAACACUAUGAUAUUCAACGGCAGUACUCUGUUCAACGCGAUGACGAAGACCGUCCUCCUGCGCCUCUACAGGCCCGGUAUGUUCGCUUCAUCCCGCGCACAGCUGCCACGAACCCGGGCAUGAGAGUCGAGGUGUUCGCCUGUGCUGAAUAACGCCAUGUUAGAGAUCUGCAGAGGACGGUCAGUCAGCUGAAUUAAGAAGAGAGAAGAUGGUAGAGUUGUCCGCAAAAUCUUGAUAGACGGAAUCAGAGACUAAUUCAAAGUGAAUUUUACCGAGCCCAAACAGGCAGACCUAGCUCGUUUGAUAAAGCCGUAAAAAAUGUUGUUUUGGGCAUCGGGUCGUCACUUUUAACAUUGAACGUCAUUUAUUAAUAUUGCUAAUAAAAAUACCUUAUUCGCU
This is a messenger RNA of Haliotis rubra (blacklip abalone), 1256 nucleotides long. Its product is annotated as EGF-like repeat and discoidin I-like domain-containing protein 3. Gene Ontology annotation, molecular function: calcium ion binding. Gene Ontology annotation, cellular component: membrane. The transcript has 7 exons. Bases 138 to 980 code for a protein of 280 amino acids. The record is from RefSeq and is a predicted model, not a curated record. NCBI's taxonomy places the organism in Eukaryota, Metazoa, Mollusca, Gastropoda, Lepetellida, Haliotidae.